UGUAAACAGAGCCGGGCCGGGAUGGUCAGCGGCCAGGCGGGCUGUCACCGGCGGCGGGCGGGGGGCUGCGGAAGCCGGACCCCGGCCGGGAGCGGACUGCAGGCCCCGGCGGUGAAGGGAAAGUAGUAGCCAGCGACCGGGACAUCUAGGAUUGGUGUGGCAUGGCUUCACAGAGAUCUCACUGAAGAAUAAUCUGAAAGGAACACUGUCUCCCCAUAUCUCCAUUACUGUCCAUUAGCAGCUAGCAAAUGUUUUUAAUGAGCCGGAAAACAUCAACCACCCUCGUGUGCUUGGCCUGCUCCGGGCAGCUGAAUGAAGGUUUCUUCCCGUGGUCUGCAUAGCUCUGUUGCCGAAACACCUCUCUUUGUUGGGCAAAUGUUCGUGAAGUCCUUUCCUAAACUGGUUUAGGAGGCGCAAGCCUCUGGGAGCCUGUGACAUGGAAGCUUUGGAAGUGGAUGAUAUCAGCCCAGCCUUAGAAGUCACUGAGGAUUUCUUUAGUACUUUGGACAGUAAGCUAGAAAAGGCUGUGCAGCAUGCAGAGGUUUAUGGGAUCCAGGAGGUCCCUGAACUGGUGGGGCGUGAGGUAUUCAGCAACCUAACAGACAAUGGUGCUAUGAGAAACGUUCCCUCCCUGGGCAAGGGGGGCAUGAUCUGGGACCACUGUCAGAGCAGGCUUUUAGAAACCAAAGCUCAAAAUGUCUUCCCUGCCAAAGAACAGUUUGUGGUCCAGAGAGGGACAACCCCAGAUAACCUUUCCUGGAUGGAACAAAAAGAAGCAUCGACCUUUAAUUUUUUCAAUAUCUGUCAGCGUCGGAGGGACAGACCUAGAUCUGUAAAUGACCUAUUGGACGAGACCUCUACCUUCAAGCCAGGGCAUGCUCGAUCAAGAUCAGAUGUUACCCACGCGGACUGGAGGGUAGUCCUCAACACCAUGCCUUUGCGGCCGCCGCAGCAGCAGCAGCAACCGUCUCUUCAAGGGCCUCACUUCCCCAGGCCGUCUUUUCUGUUGCCCUCACCAAAUAAGGUGGAAGAUGCUCAAGGAAAUACUGAACACAAACAGACAUUCCCAAAUAUUCUCAAGAAGGGUUACCUGGAGAUUAGGAAGGACCAUGACAGUUAUUGGCAAAGCUGUUAUGCAGAACUUUCACCCUACAACUUAUGCUUCUACAGCCUCGACGGCAGCGGGAAUCAAAACCUCUAUGCCACGUACCAGCUUUCGCACUUCCAGAGCAUAUCUGUUUUGGGCAACCUCGAGGCCAGGAUGGUGGAUACUGUUCUGUAUGACAACACCCAGCUGCAGCUUAAGGCAGAGUCACCGUGGGAGGCUUUGGACUGGGGGCAGAAGCUUUGGGAGGUCGUACAUGCCACUGUGCCUGGGUACGUGAGACGGCACGAUGACAUGGCAAACUCCCCUGGCCUUGGUCAUCAUGUGGACUGUGCACAGAAUCAUUGUUUACAGAAGAAAUCCAGUGGGCUGUUGCCACCAUCCCUAGUCCUGGAUAGCCCCAAACAGUACCAAAAUAUCCUCAAAUCAGGGACUCUCUACAGGCUGACUGUCCAAAACAACUGGAAGGCGUUCUCAUUUGUGCUGAGCAGGGCCUACCUGAUGGCCUUCCAGCCUGGCAAGCUGGAUGAGGAUCCGCUGUUGAGCUACAAUGUGGACGUGUGUCUGGCUGUCCAGAUGGACAACCUGGAUGGCUGUGACUCUUGCUUUCAAGUCAUUUUCCCCCAAGAUGUCCUUCGUCUGCGAGCUGAGACCCGGCAGAGGGCUCAGGAGUGGAUGGAGGCUCUGAAAACAGCUGCCAAUGCGGCGAGGAGUUCAGAGCAAAACCUGCAAGUCACACUGAGGAACAAACCCAAGGAGCAGAUGGGUGGGCAGGAACUCAGGAAGAGCAAACGCCAGUCCGUGACCACCAGCUUCCUGAGCAUUCUGACGACUUUGUCUUUGGAACGAGGACUCACUGCUCAGAGUUUCAAAUGUGCAGGAUGCCAGCGAUCCAUAGGUCUUUCCAGCGGGAAAGCCAAGGUGUGCAAUUACAGUGGGUGGUAUUACUGCAGCAGCUGCCAUGUGGAUGACAGUUUUCUCAUCCCGGCCCGCAUUGUCCACAACUGGGAUACUUCAAAAUAUAAGGUGUCUAAGCAGGCCAAAGAGUUUCUGGAGUACGUGUACGAGGAGCCCCUGAUCGACAUCCAGCAGGAGAACCCCAUGCUGUACCAGCACGCCGAGCCCCUGGCUGCCGUGGUGCGGCUGCGGCAGCGGCUGAAAUCGCUCCGAGCCUAUUUAUUCAGCUGCCGGGCCGCGGUGGCCGAGGAUCUGCGCCGCAGAAUUUUCCCCAGAGAAUACCUCCUUCAGCAGAUCCACCUGUAUUCCCUCGCCGACCUACAGCAGGUGAUAGAGGGAAAGCUGGCUCCAUUCUUGGGCAAGGUCAUUAAAUUUGCCACCGCACACGUGUACAGCUGCAGUCUUUGUAGCCAGAAGGGGUUCAUCUGCGAAAUCUGUAACAAUGGAGAGAUCCUCUACCCUUUCGAGGACAUUUCAACAAGCAGGUGUGAAAGCUGUGGCGCCGUUUUCCAUUCUGAAUGCAAAGAAAAGUCUGUCCCCUGCCCGAGGUGUGUCCGCCGAGAGUUGCAGAAGAAGCAGAAGUCUUUCUGGCAGAGGCUGAACAUGGACGAGAGUCUGGAGGAGGCUUGCACUAUGUUUGAGCUGUCUUACCAGAACACCUGAGUCAGGGCAGCACCGGAGACCAGGGAUGCACCAAUCAGCAAUCCGUCAGCCCGGGGAUGGCUUCCUAACUAGCCAGUUAGACCCAUUUGGAAGAAGAGUAUGUCUCAUCUUCAGCUAGAUAUAGAUAUAUAUUUAUUUAUAUGUAUACACACAUACCUAUACGUCCUGUGCGUAUGUUCUGUACAAAUCGUUGUCUAAAAGGUCCACAGAGCCUCUGCGGCUUGAAAACUACCAAUAGCUGAAUUACACUUAGCCAUGAAUUUCAGCUGCUUGCUCCCAGGCGAAACGUGGUGUAUACACCGUGCUUUAUAGUUCAGACUCUUUUUUGAUCUCUUGGGGCAUUUUAUUACACAAGACAUAAGAGGAAGCAUUUCCUGCAGAGUAACAGCUUCAGGUUAUUUUUGUGUUAUUUAUUGUUAGCCUUUACAGAGGCUGAGGCAACAGAGGCAGGCACCUGUCAUCAUCUGUUUCAUAAGAAAAAUCUUCAAAACACAGGAAUGACUCUGGAUCCUUCCAGGACCCGGUGUCCCUGGCUCUCCUGCCUCGGUUCCUCCAGCGGAGGUGGGGAUCAUUAAGGGGGGGGCGUGCAGGCUCCCCCUGAUGGAAAGCGUUCAUCUGUAAUUUACAAGGAGAGCUGCUCUGGUUUUGAAGUUAAUCUCAUAAAGUUUAUUCCUGAGAAAAGAAGAAACCUCUGACCAAUAACCGCAUGUGGUCAGUUUGUUUGCUGGUUCAAAUCCCAACGCCCAUCUGAUGAUGUGACACCCUUCCAUUAUUUGCCAGGUUGCAAUCACAGCUCUCUUAAGAACAGUUUUCUAAGGGUAUCAUGGGUGGUAUUUAUGAUAUUUUUCAUGGUGCUGGCUGGAGGAAAUGUCCUGUAACUGUUAUUAAAGACACCGAUGUGUAGACUGGUAGACAGGGUACAGAUACAUGGUACUUAGGCUGCGGAUCCAAGAGCCGGUCUUCAGUUUCUUUUCAGAGAAUCCUCUGUACACAAUUUCUACCUAUUCUUUUUAAAUGUUUUAUUUCUCAUUGUUCUUCGCGGCACUUUCAUUUUGAACUUUACUUUGUCAGGUUAACCACUCUUGCUUUUACAUUUUUUAAUUAUUUUUAAAAGUCAGAGUAACGUGGAAAUUUAAAAUACCAACUGUAGACUAUUAAGAAAA
Molecule: messenger RNA, 3888 nt
Organism: Otolemur garnettii (small-eared galago)
Lineage: Eukaryota; Metazoa; Chordata; Mammalia; Primates; Galagidae
Gene: PLEKHM3
Product: pleckstrin homology domain containing M3
Exons: 8
Coding region: 437-2725 (762 amino acids)
Source: RefSeq, a predicted model, not a curated record